AUGAUUAAGGUGAUAUCUUUGGGGAACCGGGUAGCCAGAGCACCGGCAACCCGUCGUGUUUUUAGCGAAAAAUGCAGCGCACACGGGACCCGCACUCCUCUCAGGCCACAAGCUUGCAGACAGCAGCAGCAGCAGCAAUGGGCGCUGCGAUCCCUCACUCGAGAAUUCUCCUCCCGAGGUAGAGGCAGAGCAUCGCGGCAACACCGGUGGCAGGAGCGCCAACAGCAGAGGGUGCGGAAGGCCAAUAAGGGGACCGCGGGAGCGUGCGGUGCGGCCGUGUUGGCGGGGGUGGUGAUCUGGCAGGUGAACCAGGAUGAGGCGCCCUACACGCAUCGGAAACGGUUCAUGAUUAUCUCCAGAGACGGGGAAUUCUUGAAGGGCAUCUCCAAGAGUAAUUGGGCCUCCGUGAAGGAGGAGUGCGGCCCUAACAUCCUGCCCAGCACACACCAGGCUACGCAAACGGUGGAGCGGAUCGGCAAACGGAUCGCACAGGCAAGCGGGCUCAAGGGGUGCACGUGGGAGUUCAUCGUCGUGAGAGACGACAGCAUGAACGCCUUUGUGCUGCCCGGCGGCAAGGUGGUGGUCUUUACCGGCCUUCUCGAAGUUACCCCUAACGAGGACGCCUUGGCUUCGGUGCUGGGGCACGAGGUGGGACAUGUUGUCGCCAACCAUGCAGGAGAGAAGCUCAGCAAGAGCUUCUUGAAGGAAGGCCUGCUGCUGCUGCUCUUCGCUGUCACGGGGUUCGAGUACUUUGAUGUGGCGAGGUCGAUCGGCGGCCUGGUGUUCGAUUUGCCCAACUCUCGUGAGAUGGAGCUCGAGGCUGACUUCAUCGGCCUUCAGCUGAUGUCCAAGGCUUGCUUCGAUCCACACGAGAUGCCCGAGACGUUCGGCCGCAUGGAAGCGACGACGAAGGAAAAGGGCAUCUCGAAGGGGCCGGCGUACCUGUCCACGCACCCCGCAGACGCUGAGCGGAUCGCGAAGCAGAAGGAGUGGAUGGACUCCGCCAUACAGACGCGCCAGCAAUCGGGUUGCCGGGAGCUGCAGGAAUGGCGCGCCAUGUCUUGACCGCGCAGUAGUGAACUCUUCGGUUUCUUUCGCCGCAGCUGUUGACAUAACGCCUUUCUCCGGGGCAUGGCCCUUGGACGAUAUGGCGGUCUUGUUUAGUUCCAGUGUAGCAUCCCGGUCCUAAGUAGGAUUGUUUGUUAUGUGCUGUGUUGCGCGCGGACGUCGACGUUAUGUGAUAACACGUACGAGGGGAUCGGCAGUUAAAGUGGUUGGGGUCAUGUACCGGAAACUGCGUGAUCUCUGAAAAUUGCUUGCGGUUUGCGGUGAUUCGGUUUUUCGAAGGUGUCGUUCGAAACGGUGACCAUUCCUGUCCCCGCCCUGUCACCACAUCUAUCUGUUGGCCCCCUCCUGUAUUGCCGCGAAUGAAUGCGUCUAGACAGCAGUUGAGCCCCUCAAAAUGUAGAGAUAGUUGUUCUGUGAGCCGUCGGUUGUGCCGUGUUUCUCGACAUAUCCGACAAAUCGGACGUUAUUGGUCGUGAUACAGAAAGACGGGGGCCUGAGAAAAAGGUUCCACGCGCUUGUGCAUUGGAGAAUUUCUCGAGAAUUUUCUUGUGGAGGUUUGAAAAGAAAAGUGGACGGCAUGUAUCUAGAGAUCUGGUGCAAUGGGUGAGUGCGUGGAUGUUGUAAUAUAUGUUCGGAUGUUGGUCAAAUAUCUGCUGCUAGGUCUUGGCGGAAAUUCUACGGUAGGUACAUAGUGAUACCAUAAGUACCCCACGGCCAGCGAAGUAGAGAAUUUAUUCGGCUAGGACACCACAAACAGGUUAUAUGCCUGCCAACCCCCGUGAUCUUAAGCAUCGUCGAAAAUAUUUCUUCGAUGCGGUCUAGGUCAAGAGCUCAAAACUUCGAGUACUGUUGUAGGCGUGACAUUCGUCCCGGAGUACUGUAGUUCGCCUUCCUGAGUGACAACGAGGGAUGUGCAUGACGAA
Molecule: messenger RNA, 1991 nt
Organism: Ectocarpus siliculosus
Lineage: Eukaryota; Phaeophyceae; Ectocarpales; Ectocarpaceae
Source: the annotation of a GenBank genome assembly